This is a messenger RNA of Trypanosoma brucei brucei TREU927, 1440 nucleotides long. RefSeq lists its product as hypothetical. The transcript has a single exon. Bases 1 to 1440 code for a protein of 479 amino acids. Gene Ontology annotation, molecular function: ubiquitin conjugating enzyme binding; ubiquitin protein ligase activity; zinc ion binding. Gene Ontology annotation, cellular component: ubiquitin ligase complex; cytoplasm. Lineage: Eukaryota; Euglenozoa; Kinetoplastea; Trypanosomatida; Trypanosomatidae. The record is from RefSeq and is a predicted model, not a curated record. Gene Ontology annotation, biological process: protein polyubiquitination; positive regulation of proteasomal ubiquitin-dependent protein catabolic process; ubiquitin-dependent protein catabolic process.
AUGAACGUUAAUUCGUGUGGCAAUAUCGAUGAUGUUUGUGAUCACGACGAUCAGUCGUUUGACGUGGCCCACUUUGGUAUGGCGGGGCAACCGGAAGGCAUGUCCACUAUUUUAACCAUCUUUACUACGGUUUCGGCUCGUGAUGCUAUGAAGGAACUCCACGAUGACGUGGAGAAGGCUAGUGAAAUCCUUGACCUCCCAGAAGAGGCUGCGUUUUUGGUUCUUCGACACUAUAACUGGAAAUUGGAUGACGACACGCUUGAGAACUACAUGAAUUCACAAAGUAGCAUCAACUGUCAACUGAAUAUAACAGACUACUCAACCACAGGUAUUACUUAUGGUGUUGGACAGGGUCCGCCAUUGGUAAAAAAUACUGAACCAAUUGUGUGCCCUGUAUGCGAGGAAAGUGUUAGUGUUGGUGACGGAGUGGCGCUCGCGAGGUGCCAUCACUUUUUCUGCGCGGAAUGUUUGAGAAGAAAUCUUGUGUACGCCGUCAACAAAUCUCAGGACUUACUGGAGAGACGGUGUCCCAAACAAGGGUGCUGUAGUCUCGUAACAAUGAGCGCUUUGGAAUUGUUGCUGCCGCCGCAGGAAUUAAAGCGUGCCCAGCAACGGUUUCUCACCGAGUACCUUAGCAACCACCCAAGCAUGCGUUGUUGCCCCAACGAAUUGCCGUGUGAAGGAAUCGUUCGAGUCGCUGUCCCUCGGCGGUCCGGACCGGACGUUUGUUGUGCGAGGUGUGAUCUGCAGUUCUGUUUCAAAUGCACUGGGAAGCCCCAUGCCCCCGCAACCUGUGAGAUGCUAGAGAAGUGGAGGAAGUUGAUUAAAGAGUACGAACCUUCAUUAGUGUACAUUCAGUCGAAUACCAAAGAGUGUCCAAAUUGUCAUGUCCCGAUCGAAAAGGACAAGGGCUGCAAUCAUAUGACGUGCACAAGGUGCCGCCACGAAUACUGUUGGGUUUGUCUUGGUCCCUGGGUGCAGCAUAACAACAUGUAUUAUCAGUGUCAGAGGGGUGAAUCAGUGGGAGAAGUCACCGCUGAAAAGAUCUUUCUCAGUUAUUACACAAGAUGGACCAACCACAAGAGGAGCCUCGUCCUUGAGGAACAAUCACUGGGAAAAGGUUUGGAGCGAGCGCGCGAACUCGCCCAACUUCGAGACCGGAAGGAGUCGUUUGACAGAACGCUCACUGUUCUUCAGGAGGCGCAGAGGAUAUUACGCGACUGUAGAGGUGUGCUGAUGAACGCGUGCGUUUCCCUCUUUUUCACCAAGUCUGUGGAUGAAACUUUCCAUUACAGAGUCCGUCAACUUGAGUUAUGCACGGAAGAAACCAGUGAGCUAAUCGAUGUAGACCCCAAACUUCUUGACACUGAUAAAAUUCAGCGACGGGCUGGGCAGGCUACCCACUGGUGCAAGGUGCUGCGUAUGGAGGAAGUGGAUUAA